CUGAGAUGUAAAUAAAUGUAUGGUUAGAAUUUGACUUAAUGAUACUUUUAACUAAUGUUGUAUACUACAAUUGUACAAGUACCAUUGCCCGGUUAAUUUUUUCCUACCAAAAACCAUAAUGUAUGUAUGCUUUGCUAUCAAUAUUGACCUUUUGCCCAUAUGAUCAAUUCAACCUUCCUCUUUUGUUCCAUUACAUUGUGAUUUGUGUGCUCCCUCACAUAACCGCAGUCAGACUCAUCCACCAUCUUUUAUAUCAUCGAUUGAGAUCAUUGACAAUGUCUUGUUUCCACUUGGUUCUGCCACUAAUUCCCUUGCUAUUGCUUAUUUCUUCCUGUGAAGCAGAACAGAAGCUCAGCGCCCGAGAAUGCGAGACUCUAGGUUUCACGGGCCUUGCACUUUGCUCCGAUUGCCACACCUUCGCCGAGUACAUCAAAGAUCAAGAGCUGGUAUCCGACUGCUUAAAAUGUUGUGCAGAGGAUUCUGAUGAUGCUACAAGCAAGGUCAUUUACUCUGGGGCAAUUUUAGAGGUUUGCAUGAGGAAACUGGUUUUCUAUCCUGAGUUGGUCGGCUUUAUUGAGGAAGAGAAGGAUAAAUUCCCUUCAGUUAGAGUCCAAUAUGCCUUUAAUUCCCCACCAAAGUUGAUCAUGCUGGAUGAUGACGGACAACACAAGGAAACUAUCAGAGUCGAUAACUGGAAACGAGAACACAUACUACAGUUUCUGAAGGAGAAGGUUAAACCAUCAUCGGAUAUCUAAAUUUCAUUCAGCUGAUAAACUUUAUACAAGAUUAUUACAGCUUAUUGCAUGUCAUUUUCUUGCUUUGAAUGGUUACCCUUUUGAGAAAAGGCGCUGAAAAUGAGUACAAAAGGACUAGUUUGUGAACACUGAACAGUCACUAAUCACCAUUACAUUUGGGUUCUUUAGACCCAUUUUAGUUUUCAUUGUCAGUUUCAUAUCCCUAUUGAAUCUUGAUAUCCCAUCUAUUGUUUUAGUUUAAAUUUCCUAAAAUAUUUAUGUCUAAUUUGAUUCAAGUAAUGCUUAAACAUAUAAGAAAAGGGUUGC
Striga asiatica is the source of this 1061-nucleotide messenger RNA. The record is from the annotation of a GenBank genome assembly. Lineage: Eukaryota; Viridiplantae; Streptophyta; Magnoliopsida; Lamiales; Orobanchaceae.